AGGUGCCCCGAACACAUCAUAAGCCUUCCCGUGCUGUUCGCUGUGUUGUGUCUCCCCUCGAACUGCGACACCUGCUAAAAGUCUCAGCAUGGAGACCCUCACAGAGGCAGGAGCUGACCUUUCACCUCCCGCCUUCUCCCAGGUGGUCUUCAUAGACAUCCCACAGGCAUACCCACGCUCAGCCCCCAUCACCUGCCGCUUUACCCUCAAUGCUGCCUUACAGCCCAGCUCCAGGGACUGGGUGGGCAUCUUCAAGGUCGGGUGGAGCUCCGCUAAAGAUUAUCAUACCUUUGUGUGGGUGGAGCCCACUGAGGAUCCCGAGGCGAGUCAGAGGAUAACGAGGCAGGCUGUGUUCAAGGAAUACUACCUGCCUAAAGACGAGAUCGAGUUCUACCAGUUCUGCUACAUUGACAGUGUUGGACAGGUGAGAGGAGCCAGCACUCCGUUCUGUUUCAGAAACCAAGCUGAGCAAAACACAGGAAGCCUGGUGGACGACGAGCUGCUGGUGAUCACAACACAGGACCAAGUUGAUCAGAGCCAGCGGGAGAAGGCAGAAAUGCAGACAGAGUUGGACCUGCUGCGAGUGGAAAACGAUGCAUUAAGGAGUGCUUUGCAGAAGGAACGGAAGGAAAUCAACAGCUCCAUGGAGCACGAUGAGCAGAGAGUUACUGAAAUAACGAAACUGAACAGAGAAAUGGAUCAGAUCAAGGAGCACAACGAUAAGCUGAAGCAGACGCUGCAGCAGCAGCUGAAGGAGAACGACCGGUUAAAGGAAAAGAUGGCGACCCAGCAGACUGAGCAGGAAAUGCUGAAUCAAAGCUUGUUGUCCUCAAAAUCAAACGAGGAUAAAUAUGAACGAGUUUUGGCGAAGGUCAAUCAGCUGAAAGAGGAACGUGACGAGCUGAGGACGAAGGUUGAUGCUCAAACGGACGAGCUUACCAAGCUGAAUGCCAAACUCAGAGAACAAGAACGAGAGCUGUCCAAAACAAACGACAGAUUCCAGCUUCUGCAGGUGGACUAUCAGAGCACCCACAAAGAGAAGGAGAAACUCACAGUUGAGCUGCAAAGAUUACAAAGCCUCACCUGCAGCAUAGAGGAAGUGAAGAGGGAGAACCAGGAGUUGUGCAGGAGGUUGUCACAGCAGGAGACAUCGCCACAGGAUGACGUGAAGGUACAGUAUCAGGGUGUCACCAGGCAGCUGCAGGAGACUCAGGCGAAGCUGGCAUCUGAGAAGGAGGAGACCAGAAAGGCCAGGAGACAAGCUGAGGUCUUCGAAUCUGAGCUGGAAGAUGCUAAAAAACAGCUGAAAAAAGUGUCUGAAAUGUGCAACCAGGAAAGAAGUAUAAAUGGGAAAUAUGAGAUGCAAGUUAAAGAGAUGAGUGGACUGAUGGCCGAUAAGGACAUCCUGAUUGAAGACAAUGAGAAAAGGGUUAUGCUGUGGACUCUAGAGAAGAACGAACUUGUCAGAGAAAAUGAGAAACUCAGAGGUGAGAUUGAGAAGCUGCGUGUGGUUUACACAAGCCUCGGUGAUCUUGGUACUCCUGCUGCCGCUUCAGAAUCAAUGUACCUGCAGCACGACGACAUCGGAGCACCUGUCAGAGAAACUUCAGCCAACCAGAACCCGCAGAGACACCAGGAGAACAUCUAUGAGACCUUAGACAGCAUCCGGCCACCACAGGAGGAGGAGCCGGUGUUGGUGUGUCGUCACUGCCAGGAGAGCUUUCCAGGAAUAACUGAGAACGAGCUGGAGCAGCACGAGCAGAGCCACCGGGUUUGUCCCUUCUGCACCAUGAUCUGUGACCACAUGGAGCAAUCUGUGUUCGAAGAUCACGUCUACGGCCACGAGCUGUGAGGGCGCUGGUGGUGGGGAUUUUACUUAACGGUCACGGACUUCUGGACGAGCUCCAGAUGAGAUCUGCUCUCGUUCGUCACAGCAAACAUCACGUGUGUUACUUUUUUAAAUGUGAAGCAGAUCAAAAUGUCUAAAUAGGAAGGGUUGAAAUGUUUAGUUCUGUAAGUUCAAAUUUGCCCCAAAACAGUUUUUUUUCUUUCUAUAAUUCUUUAAAAUAUAGGUGCCUUUCUUUCAUCUGUUGAUCCAAAAGAAAAAAAUCUAAAGUUGGUUAGAAAUUGUUUUUUAGUGCGUAAAUCUUUUUUACAAAAUCACUGGCAACAAUCUACUGAACUCUGAUGUUAAACUCCUGCAGCCAAUACUGUUAUUUAACUGAGAUGCUUUCUGCAGGUUGUCCUGAAAUAGAAAAUUAGAAAUAAAGAAACUGUUCAUGUGAAUGUUUAAUUUUUUCAUGAUCUGCCCAGCUUUCUUAAAAUGCCUAAACCUUUGCCCGUUAGAUGCUGUGCUGUUUUAAAUCUGCAGUGAUUGUAGAAACAUAACUAGACUCAAUUCAAGACACAUAGCUGAUGGUUCUUAUUCUGAGUUAUCACUAAACAGAAAAAAGACAGACAUACAUUAAUAGAACAACUCCUGACACUGGAGAAGUUCAUGGAAAAGCAGUUUUUAUAGACCUUAAUACAUGGAUAACUGAUCAUGUUGGUGUGAAGCGGGUUGUUGUCGGUGUUUUUAAUAAAGGGAGACAUGUUUGUGGGACACCUUACAUCUGAGUGAGCCAGACAUGACGAUUUAUUUAAAUGUAAUUGUUAAAGCUAAACUUUAAUUGGGAUCGUUUAAAAUUAAUUUGUGUAAUCUUUGCUUUUUUGAACCCUGAUUUAUGUAACUAAUGCUGCCAUAAAAAGUCUUAAAAUUUGAACCUGGAAGAUGCCUUUUGAAGUAAACGAGUAACAAGCCUUAAAGGGGUUGGGACCUGUAGCUUACGAUGCAAAAAUAACCAGUAGAUGGUAACUCAAAGCUUUGCACUUUAAUGAUUUGAGAGUAAUUUGAUCGACUACAAUAAGAGCAGAGUAUUUAACGAUGUUUGAUUCACGUAUACACGCUGGGUGAAACGGGAGUGAGUUUGAGUCAGAGAUGAUUCUGUAUGAAUGUGUUAAGGAGGCUGAUCUGAAUAAAGAAAAACUCAAAACUG
This is a messenger RNA of Nothobranchius furzeri (turquoise killifish), 3035 nucleotides long. It is a transcript of the gene calcoco2, whose product is annotated as calcium binding and coiled-coil domain 2. Lineage: Eukaryota; Metazoa; Chordata; Actinopteri; Cyprinodontiformes; Nothobranchiidae. The record is from RefSeq and is a predicted model, not a curated record.